Molecule: messenger RNA, 1140 nt
Organism: Perognathus longimembris pacificus (Pacific pocket mouse)
Lineage: Eukaryota; Metazoa; Chordata; Mammalia; Rodentia; Heteromyidae
Gene: Mcidas
Product: multiciliate differentiation and DNA synthesis associated cell cycle protein
Exons: 7
Coding region: 1-1140 (379 amino acids)
Biological process (GO): negative regulation of cell cycle; negative regulation of DNA replication
Cellular component (GO): nucleus
Source: RefSeq, a predicted model, not a curated record
AUGCAGGCGUGCGGGGACGGCGCGGCGGGGCGCCGGGCUUUCGACAGCAUCUGCCCCAACAGGAUGCUGGAGCUGGCGGCUCGACCCCUGUGCAAGCCCGGGAAGCCGGAGAGAAAGUGUGCCCCUCCGCGGAAGUUCUUUCCGGGGUGCAGCGGUGACAGCCUGGUGUCGGUGUACGAGGACCCUGCGGACGCGGAGCCUGCUGCACUGCCAGCCCUCACCACCAUAGACCUGCAGGACCUCGCGGACUGCACCUCGCUACUCGGGUCCGACGCGCCGCCUAGUGGUGACCUGGCUGCAUCGCAGAACCAUUCUUUGCCAACGGAAGCGGAUUUUGAUUUGCAGACAUUCAGGGACACGGUGGACGAUCUCAUUGCAGAUUCGUCCUCUUUGAUGUCGCCUUCCCUGGCCGCUGGUGACUUUCCCUUUUCCCCUUGCGAAGUGUCACCCUUUGGGCCCUGCCUCUCCCCAUCGCUGGAGCCCUCACCGCUGCCAGUUCUAGACGCUCCUCAGCCUCCGCCAGAGCAGUACUGGAAGGAGGUGGCCGACCAGAACCAGAGAGCGCUGGGGAACGCGCUGGUGGAGAAUAACCAACUGCACGAGACGCUGAGCCAGAAGCAGGAAGAGAUCGCCUCCCUCAAGGAGAGGAACGUGCAGCUCAAAGAGCUGGCCAGCCGCACCAAGCACCUGGCCUCGGUGCUGGACAAGCUGAUGAUCUCCCAAUCCCAGGACGGCGGGGCCGACGCCGAGCCCUUCCUUCUCAAGGCGUCAGCCAAAAGAAGCCUGGAGGAGCUGUUCAGCGCCGCCGGCCAGGAGGGCGCGGAAGUGGGCGCCAUCCUCAGCGAGAUUUCCCAGCGCUGUGACGAAGCCCUGCAGAGCCGCGAUCCCAAGCGGCCCCGGCUGCAGCCCGAGCCCGCGAGCGCCGACACCCGGCCGGGCAACCUGCACGGCGCCUUCCGAGGGCUGCGCACCGACGGCGGCGCCUGGAACCCGAGCCCCGGCGAGCUGGGCGAGGACGCCUCCUUCAGCACCCCCAUCCGCAGCCACAGCACCAUCCGCACCCUCGCCUUCCCCCAGGGCAAGGCCUUCACCAUCCGGACAGCCAGCGGGGGCUACAAGUUCCGCUGGGUCCCCAGCUGA